AUGUCUGAAGAUAAUAUUCAAACAAUUGAGUCAAAUUUUGCGGAUCAUCUCGCAUCUUCCGAUCGUCCCGACGAGAUCCUCUCUUCCGAGCUUUAUAAGCUCCGAGGGCUAAUGAAACCACAAUCCGGAAAGAAAUUUGCUGACAUUCCCCGUAUGUCUACCGCUUAUUAUCCUCGUCCCACUCCUCAAGAUGUUCUGAUCGAAGAAAGGGAUUGGAAUCAAACAAACACUUCGUAUAGUGGGUUCACUGGCCAACUCCGUGGCUGGUGGGAUAAUUUCCUAGAUGACACUAAACGCGCCGCCAUUUUUGAUGCCACCAAUGAAAAGGAAGGCAAAGAUAAUCUUGGUCGCACUCUUGCGGCAGGACGGUCUGAUGCCGUUUAUACCCUCAUGCUGACUAUUAUUGAACACUUCGGCGGAAGAUUCACUAACCAUCAUGAAAAUAUUCGCACUCUUCUUAAUGGUUUGAAAUGCCGCCAUCUUGGCGAAUUUCGUUGGUAUAAAGAUACCUUUCUUAGCCGGGUUAUGGAUUUACCCGAAAGCAGAUACGAACACUGGAAAGCAAAAUUCAUUGAUGGUCUUCCUCCCCUUUUUGCUGAACGUGUUCGCAAAACUCUUCGCGGAUCUUAUGGCGAAAUCCCCUACGCUGACAAAACUUAUGGUCAAUUGAUCGUAGCCUGUACUCAAGAAGGGUUAGCCCUUUGCAACGAGUUAAAACUGGCUAGACAGAUCAAAGUUGAUAAACUUCGAGAAAAAGCUCAACUGGGUGAUUUCUGCGAACAAUUUGGCAUGGAAAAACCAUUAAUCCGAAAAACCUACAAAUCUUCCAAAUAUCAAUCUAAACGUCCUCAACGACGUGAUAAGGAACAGCGAGAAACUCGUAAAUCCUUCCGAAAAUCUACCCGAUUUGCUAAAAACCGUUCAAAACGCGACUUAGCAAAAAUUAAAUGCUACAAGUGCAAUCAAUACGGUCAUAUUUCUCCAAAUUGCAAAUUACAAAGAUUAAAAACUCUGAAUCUUUCUGAUGACAUUCAGAAUCAAGUCUAUAAUUUAUUAUACACUUCUGUCGAAGUUGAAAAACUAAAACGGGAAAUCAUUUCUUUAAAACAAAAUCAGCUAAUUACUGAUCAUCGCAUUUCGAAACUUGAAGAAACAGAUUAUUCUUUACCUUCUUCAGGUCACAGGCCAAAAGAGCCAAAUGAAAAGCGGCAUAUUGUUUCGCUUCCUUAUGAGGACGGCUUCACUGAAGAAAGAAUUCCAACAAAAUCUCGACCCUGUCAGAUGAAUGCAGAAUUAGUUGAAUUCUGCAAAAGAGAGAUUGAUCAUCUCCUACAAAAGGGUCUCAUUAAACCCUCAAAAUCCCCUUGGUCUUGUACCGCCUUCUAUGUUAAUAAUGCUGCCGAAAAGGAAAGAGGUACACCUCGGUUAGUCAUCAAUUAUAAACCUCUUAACAAAGUUUUAAAAUGGAUUCGCUAUCCCAUUCCAAAUAAAAAGGAUUUACUUUCCCGACUUUAUGACGCCAACAUAUUUUCCAAAUUUGAUCUAAAAUCAGGAUAUUGGCAAAUUCAAAUUGAUAAAACUCAUACUUACAAAACCGCAUUUAAUGUUCCAUUUGGACAAUAUGAAUGGAACGUUAUGCCUUUCGGUUUAAAAAACGCCCCUUCUGAAUUUCAGAAAAUUAUGAAUGAUAUUUUUAAUCCAUACAUGGACUUCAUUGUUGUAUAUAUUGAUGAUAUUCUAGUGUUCUCCAAAACGCUUGAUAAUCAUUUUAAACAUCUGCAUAUAUUUAAACAAGUAAUCAUUCAAAAUGGCUUAGUUAUCUCCAAGCCAAAAAUGAGUUUAUUCCAGACUAAUAUUAGAUUCUUAGGUCAUAAUAUUUGCCAAGGUUCUAUUGAACCAAUCCAACGAGUCUUAGAAUUCGCUACAAAAUUCCCCGAUGAAAUUACAGAUAAAAAACAACUUCAAAGAUUCCUUGGUAGUCUCAAUUAUAUUUCUCCUUUUUAUAAAAACUUGUCUAGAGACUUGGCUCCUCUGUAUGACAGAUUGAAAAAGGAUUAG
Messenger RNA from Capsicum annuum, 2058 nucleotides. RefSeq lists its product as uncharacterized. Lineage: Eukaryota; Viridiplantae; Streptophyta; Magnoliopsida; Solanales; Solanaceae. The record is from RefSeq and is a predicted model, not a curated record. The coding region runs from base 1 to 2058 and encodes 685 amino acids. Gene Ontology annotation, molecular function: zinc ion binding; nucleic acid binding. The transcript has 4 exons.